Molecule: messenger RNA, 1166 nt
Organism: Poeciliopsis prolifica (blackstripe livebearer)
Lineage: Eukaryota; Metazoa; Chordata; Actinopteri; Cyprinodontiformes; Poeciliidae
Gene: nudt21
Product: nudix hydrolase 21
Exons: 7
Coding region: 127-816 (229 amino acids)
Cellular component (GO): mRNA cleavage factor complex
Molecular function (GO): mRNA binding
Source: RefSeq, a predicted model, not a curated record
GGAAGAACAAAGAAGACGGAGUCUGUGCAGCGGAGCGCUCGGUGUGUGUUUUCUCUUGUGUCCGUCAGGAGAUUAAUCGGGUUUCCUGCCUUUCAUCUGCAGGAGUUUCCAUUCUAGUAGGAAAGGAUGUCGGUCGUGCAGCCCAGUCGCUCGUCCACCGGGUGGCCGCGCCGCGGCGGAGAGCAGUUCGGGAGCAAAUACAUCAGCGGGCCCGCUAAGCCGCUCACCCUGGAGCGGACCAUCAACCUAUAUCCUCUCACGAACUACACGUUUGGCACCAAGGAGCCUCUUUACGAGAAGGACUGCUCUGUGGCCGCCAGGUUCCAGAGAAUGCGUGAAGAGUUUGAUAAGAUGGGCAUGCGCCGGACAGUAGAGGGAGUCCUCAUCGUUCACGAGCACAGGCUGCCUCAUGUCCUCCUGCUGCAGCUGGGCACAACGUUUUUCAAGCUGCCUGGUGGAGAGCUGAAUCCUGGAGAAGAUGAGGUGGAGGGUCUGAAACGCCUGAUGACUGAGAUCCUCGGGCGGCAAGACGGGGUGAAGCAGGACUGGGUGAUAGAUGAUUGCAUCGGUAACUGGUGGCGCCCCAACUUUGAGCCUCCGCAGUACCCGUACAUUCCAGCUCACAUCACUAAACCUAAGGAGCAUAAAAAGCUCUUCUUGGUUCAGCUGCAGGAGAAAGCAUUAUUUGCCGUUCCCAAAAAUUAUAAGCUGGUGGCUGCUCCGUUGUUUGAACUGUACGACAACGCUCCUGGAUAUGGACCAAUCAUUUCCAGUCUACCGCAGCUACUGAGCAGGUUCAACUUUAUCUACAACUAACCUGACCACGAGUGGCUGUCUCUGUGAGUGCAGCCAGAAGCAUUGUGCUGAAAGGACGUCGUCUCUCGUUUAUCUUUCACGAAACAAACACCUGUUAUGUCUGGUAAAUAGAAAGUCUACGGGGUUGUUGUUAGAGACAAUGAUACGGUCCGAGUUGUUUUUUUGAUUUAUUUUUUAAACUUGUGAAGCUGCAGCCUUUUGUAGUAUGCAGGUCUCUAUUCCAGAAUCUGGUUUUAUGUUUGCCUAAAGGUUGACAAUGUUUGAUUAAAAAAAUUACAACAUUGUGUUUCCUGUUGUUUUAACCUGUAACAAUGCUGUCUUUUUUAAAAUAAAGCUGUGUUUUGAGUAUG